AUGCUUAUAGCCAUUAAUCCUCGAAGAGAUUUGAGUCCUAUUUGUGGAGAUGGGAUUAUUGAGCAUCCUGAAGAAUGUGAUGAUAACAAUAUUUAUGAUAAUGAUGGUUGUAAUAGUACAUGAUUUCUUGAGCCUGGCUAUGAAUUGAAUGGCAACUCCGUCCGGGACAAAUGUGGGGAUGGCCUAGUCAUGACCAGGGUUAACUUUACCAACUGCGAUGAUGGCAACCAAGUCGAUGGAGAUGGCUGUAGUAGUAAUUGUGUUACAGAAAAAGGAUAUAUUUGCUAUAAAGGAGGAAGCAGUCAAAAAGACUCAUGAUAUGCAAUUUGCGGUGAUGGAAUCACGCUUGAAGUAGAGCAAGACGAGAAUUUUUGUGAUGAUGGAAACUCAUUAGAAGGUGAUGGCUGCUCAAGAGAUUGAAAGGUGGAAGAGGGCUACUCUUGUGAAGGAGGCGGAUUGGACUCUCCUGAUAUUUGAAAGAAAGAUUGAAAAGUAGAAAAUUGAGUGAAGUGAGAUUAUGAGGAUGAGAAUAAGUGCAUUGUAUGCAGAGAAGAUGCUAUUAUGAAGAAUAAUCAGACUUGAUAUAAAUCACCUGUGUCUGAGAAAGCGAAGAAGAUGAAUCAGGCAACAAUGGCAGCUUCUGGAUCUGCAAGCUCUGUAGCCCUUGGCAUAUCUCUUCUCUCUUUAUCUUCUCCAAUGGCAGUUUGGGUUUUAGCAAAUCAGUUUCAAUUAUUUUCUUUAUUCUUGUUAACCAACACUGGACUUCCUCAAGAUAUCAUCGAGUAUAUCAAAGGUAAUGAUUUGUUCUCGUUCUCAAUGGACUUCAUCCCUUUCAGUAGUAGCACUAAAACUAAUGGUGUGAUGAAAAAUCUUGAUAAGGCUCAAAAGGAUCAGAGCCUAAAAAAUAUUGGGCUAAAGUCACAAAGUGCACUAAUUAAUAUAACAGGAUUGUUUAUUACUAUGUUCUUAUUAGGCUUGCUACAUCUGAUCUCUUAUUGCCUUCAAAGCAAUUCAGAGGCUAACAUUGAUCCAGAGAGUACUCGAGGCAAGAUAAACAAAGUUGUUGUCAAAAUAUAUGAAGCAUUUACUCUUGGAGUAUACAUCAGGUUUUUACUUGAAGCGUUCCAAUUUAUCUUGCUGAGCUCUGCAUCUGAGAUCAAAUUCUUUGACCUUUCGAAUUCCAAUAUGAUAGCAUCUCUGACAUUCGCAUUUGUAUUAUUUUGACUCACAGUAGUGUUCACAGUUUUCUCAUUUAGACAGGUAUUUUCUCCUUUGAAGACUGGAGAACUUGAAAGAUCCAAAUUGGAAGAGUUUAAUACAGGUCUUAAAGAUACUAAUUUUUCUCGAGUUUACACUCCCUUGAUCUUGCUUAGAAGAUAUUUCUUCAUAGUAUGGCUUAUUUGUUGGCUAAAUUCUGACCCGAUCUGAAUUGUAUCAGGUAUGAUAUGUUUCCAAGGUAUGUAUCUCUUCAUCCUGUGCUUGUUAAGGCCUGCUGAUGAUCCAGUCAACAAUCUGAUCGAGAUCAUCAACGAAUGUAUAUUUUCUGCUCUGCUUAUAAUUCUUUUGCCCAUCAAUUCUGCAUCAGAAUGGACAAAUUUGAUCGAAUCUAUAUUCAUCUGGAUAAUGGUAGGCAACACUCUGAUCAUCACUGUGAUUUUAGUAACCUCCUUUAUCUUUAAACUCAAGAAGAAAUGUAAUAAUCUGCCAGAGAAGAACAAAAUUGUGGAUAUUUCAGGGAAAGUUGUAAGCGAAAGUGUAAAAUUUGGGCAGUUUUAG
Moneuplotes crassus is the source of this 1776-nucleotide messenger RNA. The record is from the annotation of a GenBank genome assembly. Lineage: Eukaryota; Ciliophora; Spirotrichea; Euplotida; Euplotidae.